AUGUGUCGGUUUUUGAUAUACAAGGGCAAGGAGCCUAUAAGAUUAUCUCACCUGUUGACAAGACCGGAACAUUCAAUUAUCAACCAAUCAUUUGACAGUAGAUUGAGGCUAGAUAGAAGACGGCCAAUAAACGGUGAUGGUUUUGGAGUUGCGUAUUAUUCAGAUGGCGAAGAACUUGGCAAAGAACCGUGUCUUUUUAAGGCUAUAACCCCUGCUUGGAAUAAUCAAAACUUGGAAUCUCUAGCCGAAAAAACAAAGUCCAGCUUAGUGUUUGCACAUGUACGAGCGUCUACCUGUGGUGUUUUAUCUGCAACCAAUUGCCAUCCUUUCACUUAUCAUAAACUGACUUUCAUGCACAAUGGUGGCGUUGCCAACUUUAGCAAGAUCAAAAGACGACUACUGGCACAUAUCGAUGAUGUAUACUUUAAUUACAUUCAAGGGAGUACCGAUUCCGAAUGUUCGUUUGCACUCUUCUUAGACACGCUGGAUAAAAUGGGGCAUGAUCCAAGCCAAAUACACGGCCAUUUUGAUCAUCAAGUGUUGCGUCAAGCAUUACAGAAGACUAUUGAGUAUUUGAGAGAUUGGACCAAAGACGUCUCCGCAGAUCCAGCGUCCACCCGGGAGCCAUCGCUACUCAACUUUGCCGUCACCGAUGGAGUAUGUGUGGUGAUAUCUCGAUACAUAACGUCAAGUACAGACGAGGCUGCCUCCUUACAUUUCAGCUGUGGAUCUAACUUUGUGGAGUACUCGCCAGGAGAGUACAGAAUGGAGAGAUUGGAUAGAAAUCAGGACGUAGUUAUGGUUGCCAGCGAACCAUUAACAUUUGAACGUGGAGAUUGGACCACUGUGCCUACGAAUAGUAUCCUAACAAUCAAGAACCAGUCCGUGCUUCUGCAUCCGUUUAUUGAUGAAUAUUACCAAGAGGAUCCUACUUACUCUAGAAGUGCUACACUGGCCGAAAGUAAAGGUCUAAUUGGCGCCGUACCUGUAGCCCAUUCGGUAGCAAAAGUGCCUCCUUUGGAGCGGGAAGGUCGCACUCGGCCUUCAAGAUCUCUUCACGAUGCAUAG
This is a messenger RNA of Eremothecium cymbalariae DBVPG#7215, 1068 nucleotides long. It is a transcript of the gene DUG3, whose product is annotated as glutamine amidotransferase subunit DUG3. The transcript has a single exon. The coding region runs from base 1 to 1068 and encodes 355 amino acids. The record is from RefSeq and is a predicted model, not a curated record. NCBI's taxonomy places the organism in Eukaryota, Fungi, Ascomycota, Saccharomycetes, Saccharomycetales, Saccharomycetaceae.